Molecule: messenger RNA, 382 nt
Organism: Serpula lacrymans var. lacrymans S7.9
Lineage: Eukaryota; Fungi; Basidiomycota; Agaricomycetes; Boletales; Serpulaceae
Exons: 3
Molecular function (GO): monooxygenase activity; oxidoreductase activity, acting on paired donors, with incorporation or reduction of molecular oxygen; heme binding
Source: RefSeq, a predicted model, not a curated record
CACUGCCGCCUUUUCAGACAACACGUCGUCGUUAUCAACUCGGAGAAAAUAGCAAGAGACCUUCUCGAAAAACGAUCAUACAACUAUUCAGAUAGGCCUGCAAUCGUUACGAACGAGCUCGCUGAUGAGCUACGGAAAUACAUGGAGACAACACAGACGAUUCUAUCAUCAAAGUUUACGGUCGUCUGCGGCUCUUUCCUACCGCCCUUUACAGAUGCGCAAAAUCCAUGAGCUCUUGGUUGACAUGCUUGAAGCGCCUGAGGAUUUUGUGCGCAACAUAGAGACAUUGGCCGCCUCUAUUAUAAUGUCAAUCACAUACGGGUAUGAGACAGAACAUCACGGUGAUCCUUUGGUUUCCCUUGUCGAGACAGUCAAUGACAAA